CCUGCAAUUCAAAUGAAAUUUGCCAUUAAAGAAAGAAUCAUUUCAAUGUAUGAAAAGUUGAUAAAAUAUGAGAAGAUCAAACCAGGGUAAACUAAAAAUCAGUAUACGCACUUUCAUGAAAAGCUGGAAGAGAGGAGAAGAGCAGUAAAAGGAAGGCCAAACGAGUAGCCAUGAGCUUGGUUGCUACCAUUGUUGAUGUGAAAUAUGAUUGAAGUUCUUUACGUGAGGUUUGAAUAUAUAUAUAUAUAUAUUCUAUAAAUAGUUAAGACUAAUCAAAAGAUGUUUACAUUUAUUUGAGAGGAUUCGCUGCUAAAAAUUGCAUAGGGUUGUUAUUCAAUAUUUGGCUUUUACCGGAAAGGAAAGAAAUCCUAAAACAUUAAUUUUUUUUAAUGAUGUUUGCGUGGUAACUUGUGUGAUAGUGCACAUGUUGAUAUGUCACUAUUUAUCUUAUAUGCACAUAUAUUUUUUGUGGAUUGCUAUGUGAGCUACCAUGUUAAAAAAUUUAAUGUUUUAUUCAGUAUUUUUGUUAAAAAAACAUAAAUUUGGCUCUUUUUGAAAAAUUGAUAGUCAAAUUCGAUAUUUUAAAAAGAUCAAUGGCCGAUUUUAAUUAAAAAGAGAAUAAAUGUAAAAUUGACCAAAUAUGUAAACGUUAAGAGCUAAAUUUUGAAUUACUUUUAAUUCUAAUAUGGAACAAUUCUUUCUAAUUAUAAAUUGAACAAUGGUAGCAACCAAGUUCAUGGCUAUUCGUUUGGCCUUCCUUUUACUGCUCUUCACCUCUCUUCCAGCUUUUCAUGAAUGUAGUAGAAGCAGCAGCAUCCAUGGCAAUGAACUUGACCCAGGCAGCAAAAUAACACUAGGACCAUAUCAUAGACCUUGUCCUACAUCGGGGCCAGCUUCCGGCGAUGGCAUAUUCCGCAGCUGUUGGUGCUGCAUAUCAAGAAAAUCAGAGUGUUAUACUGUGAGAGCCGAUUGCGAAAAGAAUUGCCCCCUCGGACCACCUCCUGAUCUUCCAUUUCCAUAACUAGACUUAGCUUGCCUUUUGAUAUAUUUCAAAUAAUCAUG
This is a messenger RNA of Gossypium raimondii (Peruvian cotton), 1062 nucleotides long. RefSeq lists its product as uncharacterized. The transcript is spliced from 2 exons. Lineage: Eukaryota; Viridiplantae; Streptophyta; Magnoliopsida; Malvales; Malvaceae. The coding region runs from base 719 to 1021 and encodes 100 amino acids. The record is from RefSeq and is a predicted model, not a curated record.